GGGUAGACCGAGGUUCCGCUUUACGCUAACGUUACCUCUCGUAAUGCAGCUGGAUAACACUGACCGCUUUUGUGGAUUAGCUGUAAGGUAAGUGUGUCGGUAUUUUAGGCACUACAAAUACCGCAAACCAAAAAAUAUAGUUAGCUAGCAACGCAUGAGAACUUGAUAAGUGUCCUCCUGAACUAGUGUUUGCUUCACUUUGAGAACAUGCUAGCUAUAACAACACGACCGCGGACCCGGAAAAACUGGUGGGACGUGACACGUCAAGUGGGCGUGGCAUUGAAGUAACCAAUGGGAAGGAUGUUUAUGGUGCGUCGCCAAAAGGUGUCUUUCCGAUUCAGAUUUUGGCGUGGAUGAGCAUCUGAUUUAUUCUCUACGAUAGAUGAGGAGGAAGCUGAGCCCUGCUCUGGUUGCCUGAGAACACAUCUGCUGUAGCACUUACCUAUUUUGUGUGACCUUUGAGUGAACUAAGGGAGUGUGUCACCUGAGGCAGGACAGUGGGAUUCUUCUCAACAGCAGUCCUUCAUCCAGCGAUCUACAGCCUGACUGCUCUCUCCACCUCUCUCUGUAUCCCCCCCCCUUUCAUCCCUCCCUCUUUCACACUUCUCUAUGCUUCUGCCCAAUUAUGUCCUUCUCCAUUUCAGAGUCCCUCUGUAAGACUACUGUCUCUCCAUCCCUGUCUCCAUCCCUCCUUGAUCUCUCUCUCUCGCCAUCUGCCUGUGCACCUCUCCUGACCGCCAGGCUGGAUUUCCUGCAAAUGAAACACCUGAAGAGGAAGAGGAAGAGUAACUACAGCGUUCGUGAGACGCAGACGCUGAUCCGGGAGAUCCACAAGCGACGAGACGUGCUGUUCUCCCGCCAGCAGAACACCGCCAUCAACGAGUUGAAGAGACGAGCCUGGGAGGAGGUAGCAGGAGGCGUCAACGCACUGGGAGAGGGUGAACUACGCACAGCUUCAGAGGUGAAGCGGCGUUACCUGGACUGGCGGUCGCUAAUGAAGAGGAAGCAGCUCCGUGCUGAGCUGUCUCUCUCCACAGGGCUGAAGGCAGAGUAUGAUCCAUCCUCCCCUGAACACGACGCCUCACUGGGUUCAGGGGACCAGUCGCUCGACCUCUCUGGCUUUCCCAAGGAGUCCCAGUGCGACUGGCAGGACCUGGCGGAUCUCGGAGAGCCCAGCGGACACUCGAUGUCUACGGGGGUUAAGCUGGAGGAAGAGGCCAAUGGAUACAGGCUGGAGGGUGAUAGUGGUGAGGGUGAGGUAGAGGAUGAUGAUUGUUUCCCCUCCCUCCUACCCGACAUGGGAGAGCGAGAUGGACGUAUCCCUGAAGUAUUUUCACACAUUGAUGAGUUCGGAAUGCUCAGCGCAUCAAAGGGGGCGGCGGCCUCAAUGAAUCGGGACCUCUCAUCGACCGGCCUGGGUGGACUGGGCUUUGCUGGCUUAGGACUAGCCAAUCACGAGAGUGCGGGACUUCUGGUUGCCUUGGAGAAGCAGCGUGUGGAGCUGGAGAAGCAGCGUCUGGCUGUGGAAACGGAGCGGCUAGCGGUGGAGAGAGAGCGACUCCUACUGGAGAAGGAGAGACUGAGUCAGUCGGAUGUGGAGAAAGAGAGAUUGCAACUGGAGAAAGAGAGAUUGCAGCUGGAGAAAGAGCGACUUCGGGUGUUGCUCAUGAACCAAUCAGAACGGGCCACAGCUCCCCCCCAGCAAAGCCCUCCCUCUUCCUCCACCCCUACCACCACCUCUUCCUCUGCUGUGGAUGGACAGAAUGAGAGAAAGGAGAAUAAACCCUGGCUUUCUAUGAUAGAUCUGGAGGGUGAGAGACUGAGGCUGGAGAAGGAGCGACUGCAGUUAGAGAAAGAGAGGCUGCAGUUCUUUAAGUUUGAGUCUGGACGACUGCAGAUCGAGCGGGAGAGACUAGAGGUGGAGAAGGAGAGAAUACAGCUUCACCAGGAUCAGGGUCGCUGAGGGAGCAGGAGGAAGGAGAGAGGAAGGAUAGCAUCAAAUUGUAUUUGUCACAUGCUUGGUAAAUGACAGGUGUAGACAAACAGUGAAAUGCUUAGGGGCCCUUCCCACCAACACAACGCGAAAGAAAAAAGAAAAGUAAAACACGUAAUAAAUACACGAUGAGUAACGACAACUUGGCUAUAUACAAGUGGUACAGGUACCGAGUCGAUAUGCAGGGGUACGAGGUAAUUGAGAGAGAGAUGUACAUAGUAAACCUUAGAAGCAGCGUAUGUUGUGAGCAUUAAAGGAUAUCUAUGAGAGAAGUGCCUGGAAGAAGAGCAAACGAGGGGGGGGGGGGGGGGGGUUGUUAUCUCAGUGUAGGCAGGCCAGCUACGAGCCUAUAUGAGCAGUCACCUCCAUGGUCCAGUGAGACUCUCUCCUCCCUCUCCUGUCUGUUUCUGGCAGGUCCAAUUGCUUGUUACAGUUCAGUCUGAUCCACAAUGGUUGAAAUCAAAUCAAAUUUAUUUAUAUAGCCCUUCGUACAUCAGCUGAUAUCUCAAAGUGCUGUACAGAAACCCAGCCUAAAACCCCAAACAGCAAGCAAUGAGGUACACAGCUCAACCAAACUGACCUUAGAUCAGCAGGGUGUCAUCAUCCAACUCCAGGUUGAUGACGGAGGAUAUUUAUCCAGUUUUAUUACCUGUAGAGGCAGGACCAAGACUGAAACUGCCACUCAAACUCAGUAGCCUCAUCCAAUCACAUUAAAAAAAUCUCCCUGCCAAUCAUUCUGUUAUGUCUGUGGACUUGCAUUAACAGGGAUUCUUUCAAUUCAGAAGAGCGGUUCAUUUUAACAAAGAUAAUCUGUCUGUACAAUGUGUUUUGUAUAAAGUGAGUGGUUGUGUACUGGGAGAAAUGGUUUUGUCCCUGGUAAAGUUGUGUGUAGCUCAGUAGUACCAUCCAUGUACUGCAUAGGAAGUGGACAUAAUGUAGAAUAGCUGUAAACUCAAAGCACAAAAUGCUCUGUGUGUGACUGUUUCCCAACCAGUGUCAUAUCAGGCCUUACAGAUGUCUUUAUUUUUACAAACCUACGUCUUUUCUAAUUGUUUUAUUUUGAUAGUGGGUGUGGUUUGGUACUAUGAUGAAAUGUUUUGUGUGGCGUUCUAUGGUAGCCCUGUAGUUGAAUAUAUCUGCUGGUUCACCCGUCGUCCAAGGAAAGAGUUGAGUAACUAUUUAAAAAGGAGAGAAAAAAAGAGAUGGGAUAUGUUUUCUGCAUUGCCUUGACUCACAAUAAAGGAUAUACAUAAAUAGGGUAUUUUUACUUUAUUCUGCC
Messenger RNA from Oncorhynchus kisutch (coho salmon), 3272 nucleotides. Its product is annotated as myb/SANT-like DNA-binding domain-containing protein 4. The coding region runs from base 626 to 1963 and encodes 445 amino acids. The transcript has 4 exons. The record is from RefSeq and is a predicted model, not a curated record. NCBI's taxonomy places the organism in Eukaryota, Metazoa, Chordata, Actinopteri, Salmoniformes, Salmonidae.